This is a messenger RNA of Lachancea dasiensis, 1200 nucleotides long. Lineage: Eukaryota; Fungi; Ascomycota; Saccharomycetes; Saccharomycetales; Saccharomycetaceae. The record is from the annotation of a GenBank genome assembly.
AUGCUAUUACAAAACGUGGCCCUUGCGGUGGCUGGACUUUGUGGUCUGUCAGCAGCUGCCAGUGACGGACCGCAAGCUGUCGAGAAGAUUGAGUUCACCAACGUCGGAUUUGCGGGCACCUAUACUCCUGUUGUGUCUAUCAAGAAUGCUGACAGCGACGACUGUUCGUGCUCGGUGGGCUCUAAGCAAUGGUUUUACGGCAGUAAUGCUCCUAUUUCAGAUGCCGUUUCUGUACACUUUCGUGGGCCUUUGAAAUUGAACCAGUUUGCUUUCUAUAACUCCUCAUCGUUCAAUCUGGACAAUGCCGACAAUUCAUCAGACUGGAGCCGUGUAGCCUACUUUGACGCCAGCAGUCAGACUGCAGAGAAUGCUGUUUUUCUAACUAAAGCUGGUAAGGACUCGCCGGUGCUCGGGAAGGCCCUCUCGUUCGCCGAUUCUGACGGUGUUUCCUCAUCCUCCAGCUCCCAACUUUUGGCCGAAGACACUUUGAUCACUUCAGAUCAAGAAUACGUGAUUUACUCAAAUGCCAGCUGUCCAAAGUCUGGCAAGAAGAACUCGUGCGGUGUCUAUCGGUCGGGUAUUCCUGCUUACCACGGAUAUGGAGGUGCUACUAAAAUGUUUUUAUUUGACUUCGAAAUGCCUACGGAGACCCAAAGUAACAGCUCUUCGUUCGAUUAUUUUGACAUGCCUGCUAUCUGGCUGCUGAAUGAUCAGAUUUCAAGGACUUCACAAUACCCUACCGACGCCAACUGCUCGUGUUGGGCGAGUGGGUGUGGAGAGUUUGAUAUUUUCGAAGUUAUGAAUGGUACCGAGAAAAACCAUCUCUACUCUACUUUCCAUACAUUCCAGGGAAUUGAGGAUUUGGGAACUGGUAUUCAGGCAGACGGAUAUAUUAACAGAGACACUUCGGGAAGCAUGAAGGGCGGUGUAAUCUUCGACUCGAACGGAAACACAGUGGUGUUUGUAUCCAACAGCACAUCCUUUGAUCAAACCAUCACUCCGGACUCUCUCAAUAACAUCAUUUCUCGUAUCUCAGAUGAUGAGUCUCUCAGCACCAAACUUGCCACCAUUUCUGCAUCAGCAUCGUCCACUACUUCGAAAGCCUCUGACGCAAAUUCUUUGUUCGAAAAGGGAACUGGUGCGCUGUGGUUUUAUGCUUUUACCUUCGUGACUAGCAUAGCACACACCGUGUUGUUCUAG